Messenger RNA from Marchantia polymorpha subsp. ruderalis, 1630 nucleotides. Lineage: Eukaryota; Viridiplantae; Streptophyta; Marchantiopsida; Marchantiales; Marchantiaceae. The record is from the annotation of a GenBank genome assembly.
AUUGUACAUUCGAAUCGGCUGAGUCCCUUCACAACGUUUUCGUUUCUUGGUUUUCAUCCCUUGUACAGAUCUAUACCCCUCGAGACAUUUGAGCUUAGGCUCAGUUCAAUACAAAAGCGCGCGAAGAUAUUGUGCCGUCUGGCGCUGUGAGUCGGCAUUCGUGCGGUGAGCACAUUACACGAGCAGGUUGGCAAUUGCGUCAGGUUUGGUGUUGAUUGCUUUGGUUUGAUCCGCUUGCUGUACUAUCGGUCGAGGGCUUCGGUCGCAGAAGUCGCGUGACCUACGGGUAUCGGAAGAAAUCCUAUGGAGGAGAGGACGAUUGAGGUGAAUGUUGUCUCUGCUUCGGACUUAAAGAACGUGAAGACUUUUGGUGGACAACAGACCUCCUAUGUUGAAGCGUACAUCUUUCCCCAGCAAAGGCGUAAGACAAACGUCGACACCAAAGGAGGGUUGAAUCCUUCUUGGAACUCGAAACUUACCCUCACAUGCGAUGAGCGCUUUUUGGAGAGGGGAGGAUCGUACCUCACCUUGGAGAUUUACAGCCAUGGCGCUUUGAGCGAUAAGCUGAUUGGUACGGUUUCCAUUCCUCUUCACCUUCCUGUCACUUCAGACGGCUCGGAGCCGAAGACGGACGCCUCGAUCGAGGAGUACGAGGUGCGCAGACCCUCCGGAAAGGCCAAAGGUCAGCUGAAGGUGUCGGUGAAGCUGGGGGAGAAGAGGACAAUCCAGAACGCAGGGACGCAACAAGGAUAUGCAUACUCGCAGGAUUACAAGAAUCAAGCGAGACCAACUUAUCCUCCGGCCACGUUUGGAACCGCGAGUGCUGGCUCUUACUAUCCAGGGAAUUCUGCUUAUGCACCACCUGCGGGAGGAGUUUACCCUCCUCAAAAUUACGGCUCUUUAGGUCCAAUUUCGCCUUACGCGUCUGCUUCGCCCUACGGCUCCGCUGCAGCAUAUCCACCACCACCUCCGAAGAAAAUCGACUCAGAGACAGGAAUAACUGGGUAUACCACGGGCGGAACAACUGGAGUGAAUGCCUCCGUCCCCGCUUAUCCUCCAACCUCCAAUCCUCCUAGUGCCGCAGGUGCUUCGGGUUCUACGAGUGCUCCGAACUCCUCAUCAGAGCCUGUGACAGCGUAUCCUGCAGUAGGCUAUCCAGUCCCGACCGGCUACCCCACGCCUCCUCAGUACGGGCAGCAGUAUGCUCCGCCUCCAUAUUACGCACCGCAAGCUCCCUACUACCCACCGCAGCCUCCGCAAUACUAUCAAAAACCCCCUAAAAGAUCUAACGGCGGUUUAGGCUUAGGUGCAGGAUUGCUAGGAGGUGCGCUUGGGGGAUUGCUUAUCGGGGAUAUGCUCGGGGAUAUGGGGGAUUUCGACUGCUGAUCCGUAACGAAUUAGCUUAAGUGCAGUUAUUUUCUUGCGCCUUUGUAACUAGCAGUGCGUACUAAAUUCCGAAAUUUGUACAUUAUAGAUCAGAACCCCUGUAUCAUUAUAGCUUAGCUUUAUUGAUUAGGUGUAGGAAGAUAGAGACAGUAGUAAGAAGGGACAUGAUGUAAGCCACCGGGUUUUUGCUCUGAAUAUAUAUCUUGUCACAAAUAUAUCUUUUACGCCGUUGCUUUCUGUUUUU